Molecule: messenger RNA, 2042 nt
Organism: Maniola jurtina (meadow brown)
Lineage: Eukaryota; Metazoa; Arthropoda; Insecta; Lepidoptera; Nymphalidae
Gene: Loxl2
Product: lysyl oxidase homolog 2
Exons: 9
Coding region: 494-1951 (485 amino acids)
Biological process (GO): peptidyl-lysine oxidation
Cellular component (GO): membrane
Molecular function (GO): copper ion binding; protein-lysine 6-oxidase activity
Source: RefSeq, a predicted model, not a curated record
UAUAACAGUUUCCAGUCAGUGUUCCUGUUGAUCCCACUCGAACGCUUGUGUGUGAACGAAAAUAUUGUAAAAUCUAUUGUAUCUUGUCUUUUUAAGGCGUUUAAAGUAUUAAUCUUUUUGGAGUGCAUUGAUCAAUGAUCAUUUACGUUACAUUUAAGUUAAAGUUUAUAAAUCGACAUUAAAAAAGUGUAUUAUUAAAUAUUAUUUUUUUAGUCAUUUAUUUUAAUUAAAUUUGAAUCUGCAUUACUCAAUGAUUCAGCAUCAUUUAUAGAAAUUAUUUCUGUUAAAAAUAAUAAGUCUAUUUCGAUGUUUCCAAAAUCAAUAUAAAAUGUGUGAUAAUUAAUAAACUAAUUCAGAGUGGCGUUUGAAAGUUAACCUUGGAGUAUCACAGGGGCCGUUUUGGGUCCGAUUUACAUAAAAAUUUAUAUCAAUGAUGUUUCUAGAAAAGUAACCCGAAUAUUUAUUUAUUUUUUAUUGAUAGACUGCUUACAAAAUGUAUGCUCGAAUAAUAGUUAUACUCUUGGAAAUAGUAGUCAUAUUGUGUAAAGAUGUUAGUGAAAACGAACGAGCUACUAGAGCAGCGUUUAUACAACGUUUGCUGAAUAAACAGAAGAAUCUAGAAGGAAGAGUGAAGCUACUUGGAGGAACAAACAAGUUUGAAGGCAACGUUUAUGUCUACCACGCUGGCCGCUGGGGUGCAGUGUGCGAUGACUCUUGGGACGACGCAGCAGCACACGUCGUAUGCCAAACCCUCAAUAGAACUGGUAUCGCCACUCAUGGGGGACAAUUUGGAGAAGCAAUUGAAAAAUUCUGGAUGGAUGACGUAGUAUGCGAAGGUGAUGAAAAAUCCUUAUCCCGAUGUAUCUUCACUGGUUGGGGAUCAUCCGAUUGUGGAGAAAAUGAAGCAGCUGGGGUUAUAUGUACUGAAAUUGCUGAUAAUAAUAUCCCAAGUAACUUGAAGAUGAAGCCAACUAAACGUUUACACGAAGUUAUUGAUAUUGGGACUAGUAUUAGACUUGUAGGUGGUAAAAGCAGCAGUGAAGGUAGAGUAGAGAUUUACCACAACAGACGAUGGGGCAGCAUUUGCCCAGAUGGCUGGACGCUAUACGAGGCUGCAGCUGUAUGCCGUCAUUUAGCCCUUGGCUUUGCUGAACAGGCUCUCCAAACUGAUUACUUUGGCAGCUCCAGGAUUAUCCUGAGUGGUGUGCAGUGCGAGGGCAAUGAGACCAACUUGUUCAUGUGCAAGCAUCAGGAUAUUGGUGAUGUGGUGUGUCCUGGUGAAGUUGGUCAUGUAGCCGCAGUAGUAUGCACAAGGAAGCUUGCAGAUUUACUUCUGGAUACAACAGCAAUCCAAAGGUCUGCUCAUCUCCAAGAUGUACCCAUGUUCCAUCUGCAAUGUGCUAUGGAAGAGAAUUGUCUAAGCGAAUCUGCAUACGAGAUACAGAAAACCAAUACCAACUGGCAGUUCGAAACGCGACGUCUGCUGCGUUUUACAGCAUCCUCGCUGAACAUUGGCAAUGCGGAGUUUAGGCCUUAUCUACCGAAGCAUCUGUGGCAGUGGCAUCUUUGCCACAUGCACUACCACAGUAUGGAGGUGUUCGCAACGUUUGAUAUACUGGACGCUAGUGGUCGAAGAGUGGCUGAGGGUCAUAAGGCCUCCUUCUGUUUGGAAGACAACACGUGUCUACCGGGAGUGGAGAAGAAGUACUCGUGCAAGAAUUAUGGUGAUCAAGGGGUGUCAGUAAACUGUUCGGACAUAUACCAGUACAACGUGGACUGCCAGUGGGUAGAUGUGACGGAUGUCGUACCGGGAGACUACACUUUCAAGGUCGCAGUGAAUCCUCACGCGCGUAUAGCAGAGCAGAGUUACCACAACAACGCCGCGUCGUGUGUGCUCCGCCUUACAGAGACAUACGCUUACGUUUACGACUGUAAAUUGCUAAGGCCUUAGUAGUUUACAGUCUUAGGUCCAACGCACACGGGCUGACUGGAGUCGAGCCAAACUUUUUUGAUAACAAUUACUAUGCAUUUUAUAUAUAUAA